Ctenocephalides felis (cat flea) is the source of this 1942-nucleotide messenger RNA. It is a transcript of the gene Mgat2, whose product is annotated as alpha-1,6-mannosyl-glycoprotein 2-beta-N-acetylglucosaminyltransferase. The record is from RefSeq and is a predicted model, not a curated record. The transcript is spliced from 12 exons. Bases 233 to 1783 code for a protein of 516 amino acids. Gene Ontology annotation, biological process: oligosaccharide biosynthetic process; protein N-linked glycosylation. Gene Ontology annotation, molecular function: alpha-1,6-mannosylglycoprotein 2-beta-N-acetylglucosaminyltransferase activity. Gene Ontology annotation, cellular component: Golgi stack; Golgi membrane. NCBI's taxonomy places the organism in Eukaryota, Metazoa, Arthropoda, Insecta, Siphonaptera, Pulicidae.
AAAACAUGUGUGAACGUUAAAACUAAUUAUGGAGACAAAAACUUUCUAUUAUUUAUUUUUAUACAUUAGAAAAUAUCAACAAAAAUAAUUCUGUUGUUUGCGUUUUAAAUUAAUAGACAUUUAGCAAUUUUAAAUAUUAUGUGUACUUGGUUUUAUAUACAAAACAUAAAUAAAAUGUUCUGUCGGAGUCGAGGUGGAGAUUUCCAAAGAUGUUGAAAAUGAUAUUUAAAAAAUGAGGGCCGGCCUGCGCAUACCCCUGGCUCUGCCCAACACGGGCGCCGUGGCUAGGGCGAGGCGCAGGAGUUUCGUCCUCAGGUCGGCAUUGUUUGUGCUGCUUCUGCUCUUCUUGUACCUGCAAAUCCAUUCUGUUUUUACAAGUAUAGGUGGUGGACAGAGCAGUUUGUCCAGUUCUGAAUCAGCAAAUGAGACGGCUGCUGCAAUCCUGGCCAUGGUGCCUCAGGUGCUCCACAAGUACCUGGCUGUCAAACCAAAGAACGCCACAGGCGGACAAAAUACAACGAUUGGGCGAAUGACGAUCAAUCCUCAGCUGUCGAUGAUAGAAAGGCACGAAGCGGCUUUGUCCGAAAUUUCGAAACAAAUUCGAUAUUAUAACACGAAACAAACAGUAAUCAAUGAAGAAAUAUUUGGUCCAUUGCAGAAUGAUUCCGUCGUCAUUGUUGUACAGGUACAUACUCGCAUCACGUAUUUAAGGCAUUUAAUAAUAAGUUUGGCGCAGGCGCAAGGAAUUUCCAACGUACUUAUCGUUUUCUCGCAUGACUACUACGAUGAAGAUAUUAAUGACCUAGUCCAAAGUGUUGAUUUUUGUAAGGUAAUGCAAAUUUUUUAUCCAUUCUCUAUACAAACACAUCCUAAUGUUUUUCCUGGUGAAGAUCCAAAGGAUUGCCCUAGGAAUUUAAACAGAGAACAAGCCAUAUUACGUAAAUGCAAUAAUGCAUUGCACCCUGAUAGUUAUGGACAUUACAGAGAAGCAAAAUUCUGCCAGACAAAACAUCAUUGGUGGUGGAAAGCUAAUAGAGUUUUUGAUCAAUUAGAUGUUACCAAAUAUUUUACAGGUCCUGUAGUCUUUCUGGAAGAAGACCAUUACGUCGCACCAGAUUUCCUGCAUGUUCUUGGACUCAUGCAAGAAUCUGUAAAAACUCAUUGUUCAAAAUGUAGUAUAUUAUCAUUAGGAACAUAUCUUAAGACAUAUAAUUACUACGGGAAUUCGAAACAGAAGAAUACUAAGCAUACAUUCGAAAAGGGAUCAUCGAAAUCAAAAUCUAAUGAUCGAAGUCUAUCACCAACCUGGAGCUUCCAAAUUCUACCCACGCUCUACACCAGUACCCAGAAGGCUGAAAUAACACCUUGGAUUAGUAGUAAACACAAUAUGGGCAUGGUGUUCAAUCGAACCAUCUGGGAAGGAAUUAGGAUGUGUUCUCCUCACUUCUGCACAUACGAUGAUUACAAUUGGGACUGGUCCUUGCAGCAUGUCUCUCAUGUUUGUUUAAGGAACAAACUACAUGCUAUAGUUCUUAGAGGGCCUAGAGUUUUCCAUAUUGGAGAAUGUGGCGUUCAUCAUAAAAAGAAGAACUGCGAAUCGGCCGCAAUGAUCUCUAAAGUGCAGCAGGUGUUGAAAACAUCUGAAAAAUAUCUAUUUCCAUCGAAGUUGAGUCUUGUGAUGGCGAGCCCUCUGAAGAAGCAGAAACUGAGAAAAGGCAACGGGGGCUGGGGCGAUACCAGGGACCACGCCCUUUGUUAUAACAUGACAUUAAGACUCAGGUAGCUUAAAUAAUUAUUUUCUAAUUCUAUAAGUAUCAUAUUAUAGGCCAGAAACAGCAUGUUAUAUAUUUAUAUCCGAAAUAAUAAGUAGAUUUAUAUACGAACAGACAAGUGUAUCCAAGGAAAUAAAUUUAAAUUAUUUAUAUUAUUAAUGGUAAUUUAU